Messenger RNA from Salvia miltiorrhiza (redroot sage), 2006 nucleotides. Its product is annotated as tubulin alpha-5 chain-like. The coding region runs from base 373 to 1722 and encodes 449 amino acids. Gene Ontology annotation, molecular function: GTP binding; structural constituent of cytoskeleton. The transcript has 5 exons. Lineage: Eukaryota; Viridiplantae; Streptophyta; Magnoliopsida; Lamiales; Lamiaceae. Gene Ontology annotation, cellular component: cytoplasm; microtubule. The record is from RefSeq and is a predicted model, not a curated record. Gene Ontology annotation, biological process: microtubule cytoskeleton organization; mitotic cell cycle.
CAGUCGAGAUAAGAGAAUUUGCUAUGGAUUAUUGCUAAUUGUAUUUUAAUUGUUUAAUUAAAUCGGGUUGCCUGCCUGCAAAUAAUAAUGACGAUAAUAUCCAAAUUCCAUAAUCCAUCCAUAGCGAGGUGAGGUGGGCUACGAUAGAAGAAGAGACGAUAGCGGCACAGGCCGGACAGCUGUAUGGGCCCCACUAAAAGCUGUGGGUCCCACUGUCCUUGAAAACAUUUCUCCCCCCCUCUCCUCUUUCCUCUCUCCAACAGCAACAAGGUAGACUACAUUUCUCCUCUGAAACGGAAAUCUCUCCCUUCUCUCUGCACAUAAUCGGAAAGGUUAUCUAGGAGAAGAGUAGAGAAUUAUCCUAUUGGAAAGAUGAGAGAGAUCAUAAGCAUACACAUCGGUCAGGCUGGAAUUCAGGUCGGCAACUCUUGCUGGGAACUUUAUUGCCUCGAACACGGCAUCCAGCCCGAUGGAAUGAUGCCUAGUGACACAUCUGUUGGAAUCGCAAACGAUUCUUUCAACACCUUCUUCAGCGAAACCCGUGGUGGCAAGCACGUGCCUCGUGCUAUUUUUGUUGAUCUUGAACCCACUGUGAUCGACGAAGUUAGGACUGGGACAUAUAGACAACUCUUUCAUCCUGAGCAACUCAUUUCUGGAAAGGAGGAUGCGGCAAAUAACUUUGCUAGAGGACAUUACACUGUUGGUAAAGAUAUCAUUGAUCUAUGCCUUGAUCGAGUCCGGAAGCUGGCAGACAACUGCACUGGAUUGCAGGGCUUCUUGGUAUUCAAUGCUGUUGGUGGUGGCACUGGCUCUGGCCUGGGGUCGCUUCUUCUUGAGCGUUUGUCUGUGGAUUACGGCAAAAAGUCGAAACUUGGCUUCAGUAUAUUCCCAUCUCCCCAGGUUUCGACUGCAGUGGUAGAGCCUUACAACAGUGUUUUGUCCACUCACUCCCUUCUAGAACAUACAGAUGUUGUGGUGCUUUUGGACAACGAAGCUAUAUAUGAUAUAUGCAGGAGAUCCUUGGACAUUGAGAGGCCAUCUUAUACAAACUUAAACCGCUUGGUUUCACAAGUUAUCUCAUCCUUGACCACUUCCUUGAGAUUUGACGGUGCCAUUAAUGUGGACAUCACUGAGUUUCAAACCAACCUUGUGCCUUACCCUCGUAUUCAUUUCAUGCUUUCCUCUUAUGCACCGGUAAUUUCAGCAGCUAAAGCUUACCAUGAGCAGAUAUCUGUUCCUGAGAUCACGAAUGCAGUAUUUGAACCUUCAAGUAUGAUGGCAAAGUGUGAUCCACGACAUGGGAAGUACAUGGCAUGCUGCUUGAUGUAUCGUGGUGAUGUUGUUCCAAAAGACGUUAAUGCUGCUGUAGCUACUAUCAAAACUAAGAGGACAAUUCAGUUUGUGGACUGGUGCCCAACUGGUUUCAAAUGCGGUAUCAAUUACCAGCCACCAACAGUGGUGCCAGGGGGUGAUCUUGCACAGGUGAAGCGUGCAGUCUGCAUGAUAAGCAACAACACAGCUGUGGCUGAAGUUUUUUCCCGAAUCAACCAUAAAUUCGAUCUCAUGUAUUCCAAGCGAGCAUUCGUCCACUGGUAUGUGGGUGAAGGUAUGGAGGAAGGUGAAUUCUCAGAGGCACGUGAGGAUCUGGCUGCCCUUGAAAGGGACUACGAGGAAGUGGCUUCAGAAGAUGUGGAAGAGGAGGAGGAAGGAGAAGAAUACUAAAAGCUUUGGAUAGAUCAACAUGUAUCAUCAUCAACUCAAUCCUCAAAUCAUUGUUUCAGUUCCAUUCGUGUUCUUUGUCAACUAUUUUUUAAUUCCAGUGAUUCAUUAUCAUGAGGUUUUGGAGUGCAGAUUUGAGGAAAAAUGUUGCCCAACUGUGUCACUAUUCCGUCACAAUUCACAUUCAGUUUGAUUGUGUUGCAAGUGUAACUACUACUAUAAUAGUAGUACUAUUAGGGGGUGUUUAAUUUGAGUGAUAAUGAUGGAUUGAUUAAUUUUUACACUUA